Lycium barbarum (goji berry) is the source of this 2665-nucleotide messenger RNA. Its product is annotated as putative F-box/LRR-repeat protein 23. The record is from RefSeq and is a predicted model, not a curated record. Bases 1714 to 2256 code for a protein of 180 amino acids. The transcript has 2 exons. NCBI's taxonomy places the organism in Eukaryota, Viridiplantae, Streptophyta, Magnoliopsida, Solanales, Solanaceae. Gene Ontology annotation, molecular function: protein binding.
AGCUUCAUUUGAAUGCCACCUGUCUACCAUUUUAUUUUUAUUUUCUAUUUUUUAGAUUAUCGUCUUCAUUGUCAAGAACAUACACGCAACAACAGUAAAAAUGGAGAUGGACUCUAUCACAUCAAUAAGAAAUAAACAACAACGACAGCAUGGAAAAGUUUUAUUCUUAGUGCGACUAAUAUUCAUAAUAGAUGUUCCACCAACUUCUAUGUGUGGGACUAAGCUAGCGUUUGGACAUAGAUUUGGUUGAAACUUAAAAAAAAGAGUUUUUAAAGUUGUGUUGAAAAAUAAUUUUUGGAAGUUGAAGUUGUAUUUUGACAUGCAUUUUACUUGAAAAAAGAGUGGAAGCUUUGUGAGUGGAUGAAAUAUUUUCACCCAAAAACUGGUUUAAAAACUGGCCCAAACCAGUUUUGGAACUUGAAAAAUUUUCAAUCAAAUUCCAUGAACAAACAAUGUUUUCAAUUGUUUUUUUCUGAAAAAGAGAAAAUAAAUCUAUGUCCAAACGGUAGCUAAUGAAGGAGUUAAUACUCAUAAAUGUUGUAGAAUUUAUAAAUUAAUCACCAUAAGAAAAGGUGGGGAGAAGAAGAAAUGGUGGUUGUGGCUGCACAGUUCCAUUCCCAAUUGUAGAUUGUUUUUACUCUUUCAUCAUUGAAUAUCCAUCAGAAGAAUUUCUCUUUCAUUGUUCUUGUCACUGCUCCGGGCGAUGGCAAAGGGCUUUUAUGGAGUUGUUUACUGGUAGGGUGAAAAGAGUUUUGGGAUGAGAGAUGGCCGAUGGCGACUGUGGGAUUUUGUUUAUGUGGGUAGAAGAGGGAGGAAUGGAGAAAUGAAGAUGAUGGAGAGGUGGCCACCGGUGGAUUUGGAAUUUCGUUGGGAAGAUGAAGUAGUUUUCUUUAUUUUUUUAAGUUAAAUGACACAUUUUAUGUGUCUAUUGGUGCGUGACAUACACAUGGUCGUAAAACUGGUCAAGCACAAAACACACUCGGAGAAAUGUUUGGUGCUAAUAGGUUCCCCUGAAAGAGGGAUGUAUAGUAGGGAUUGGGAUACAAGCUCGGGGGUAAAUUAUGUAUUAAGCCUUUCAUAAAUAAACAAUACCAAAUUGGUACUGCAUCAGUACAAAUAAACUGGGGCUAGACCCCUUACAACGGGAGGGAAUCUAAGAACUAUAACAUAACAUCAAUGUCCAAAUCAGAAGAGGCAUUACACCAAGUCAUAAGAUUCUGAAUACAUCUGUUUCUUACAAAUUAUAAGAAUAGUUUUCCUCGCUACCCUCAAAGCACCUAGGAUUCUUUCCACAUAUUGUCCACAUAAUACAAAGGGGAAUGCUCAUCCAAGUCUUAUUUAGCCUUCUCUCACUGGCUGACCCUUCAAACUCCAUAAGGCUUGCUUCACAUUAGCAAGCAUGACCCAAUACUAAACUGUAAAACAAGUACAACAAUUACCAUCCCAAACAUCAGAAAUUACACAAUACUACACUGUACAAAUCAAGAAAGGCAUCAACUAAGGAAGUUAUAUCAAUUUAAAUAUUAAGAGCAAAACUCGUGGGACCUCUCGUGGGAAAAUGAAAAAAAAGAUAAAUGAUUAGUCUACAAGAUCUCUUCUGGAAAAAAAAGAAGCAUUAUCCUGUAUAAGUUCCCAUCUUGCAGAUUGCAGUAAAAAGGAGGAAGAUAUUUAUCAGGAAAACUGAAACGACUUAGUAUUGCAUGUUGCUAUGGUAUGGUAUGUGACGGCUUGGUCAAAGCAGUUAAAAAGCUCCCAUUGUUAGAAGAGUUGAGUUUGACACACACUGAUAUCACUACAGAGGGAAUUGAAGCUCUUGGACGCUCUUGCCCACGGUUAAAGUUGUUUGAAAUGAACGAAUGUUAUACGGGACAUUAUUUGGACUUAAAUGAUGAUUCUGAUGAAGAUGAUAAUUCUGAUAAAGAUGAUGAUCCUGAUGAAGGAGAUAUAAGAAAUAAUAUGGCUCUAGCUAUUGCUAAAAACCUGCCUGCUUUGCACCACCUUCAGCUCAUUGGGAACUGGAUGACAACUGAAGGCCUUGAGGCUAUUCUUGAUGGUUGUCCUAAUCUUGUAUCACUUGACCUGCGGCAGUGCUUGAAAGUUAGCUUCAACGAAGUUUUGAGUAGCAGAAUUUCUCAACAGAUUAAAGAUGUGAAGUACCCACAUGAUUCUCUGGCCGGUUGUAAAUUUUCGUUUGAGUCUCCGGGGAAUGCAGUCGACGAGUAUAACAUGUAUGAUGAUUAUUACUUCGGUUUUUGAAAAGAUCUACUAGUGGUCAUGUUUCUAGCAUUAGCCUCAGUUAUGAAGUUGUGGGCUUCUUUUGGUUAUCAGAUUAUGAACAGUUCUUCAUGUGUUCACUGAUCGAUUUUUAUCAAGUGUAUCAUUUUGCCUUAUUGGAAUGUCAUGGGUGAACUUCAACCUACCCAAGGAUACAAUGCUGAAAUAGUGUUUCACAAUUUCCUAUCUUCUCUAUUCAGUUUCCUGCCCAAAGCAGCAGUAAUUAUGCCAGGGUUCUGAUGUGUUCGCAUGGAGCUUUCCUUUUCUUUAAUUAUCGUAUACUCCUAAACCACUGAUUGUAACUUUUUGCAAAUCUAUUUUAGAGCCAAAAUAACUUGUGUGUAAAUCAAUCUUUGGGGAGAAGGCCGCUCACAGAAUUGAAGCAGCUGUU